Messenger RNA from Ailuropoda melanoleuca (giant panda), 9185 nucleotides. It is a transcript of the gene MICALL1, whose product is annotated as MICAL like 1. Gene Ontology annotation, molecular function: protein binding. NCBI's taxonomy places the organism in Eukaryota, Metazoa, Chordata, Mammalia, Carnivora, Ursidae. Bases 1128 to 3782 code for a protein of 884 amino acids. The transcript is spliced from 15 exons. The record is from RefSeq and is a predicted model, not a curated record.
UACUUAGUCAGCUCCCCUGUCCUAUUCCACCCAGCCUUGGGGCACCUCCCUCUGGGGUUCUCAGGCUACCUUUUCCUGCCUCUGCCUACUGUUCAUCAUACCUGGACUCUGCCUGGCGAGGUUUGGGGGUGGGGGGGGACAUGCUUGCGUGCCCCCUUGUAUCAGUGAAGCCUGCCCUUCACCAAGUCCAGACUCAACCAGCCCUCCCCACCAACCUGGGAGGGGGUGCUAGAGCUUGCCCCAACUUAAAGAUGGGAAAAUGAAGACCGAGAAGACUGCUGACCUGCCCAAGGUUGCACAGCCAGGCCUGGGAGAGCAGAGCCUGGGACCUUGACCUUGAAGGUGGCGUUGCCGGCUCCAGCCUCUGGGUCCACCAUGUGGGAGAGUCAAGGCCACAGUUUUCAGCCAUAGAAGGGCAAGGCUUUGGGCGAGUGCACCCAGGAGGCUGGGUUUUAGCCAGUUCAGCAGCCUGGAGCACUGAGGGGGAGGAAGGGGAUAAACGGAGCUAGCAGGCCGGCCAGCUGUCUCCCGCCAGGGUCCCCAGGGCAGGCCCUGCUGCCUCUCACCUGUCCCAGCUUAGAAACUGGGAAACCCUUUGCUGCUCCCCCAAAGGAAGUUGUCCCCAGGAGGGGCCCAGCGGGUCGGCCAGACAUUCGGUGUCAGUAGGUCUGGAGUAAGUAUGUACAAUUUCCAGUCUGAUUCAAACUUGUUCUAUUCCUGGCCCCAUUAAAAAACAUUCGUCUCUGGGCUGGCUUGGGGAUUUGGCAAGUCGGUAUGGCUUCUCCGAGUUUGUGAUAUCCAGUGGAAGGUCCAAAAAUGUGGAUUCUCAAGGCUGGGUGGCUUCGCCUCUGUGGGUCUCAGUGUCCUUAUCCAUCAAAUGGGGUCAGUACCUGCCGGGAGAGUUGCUAUGGAAAUAAACUCCCGAGAGGAGCUCAGCUCACGCUGCCGGGCGUGAGGUCAGCAAUCCGUGACCGUCCCCGUCAUUACAGACAUUAGUCCUGGUCUCAGUUCUGUCUUUGCCACUGACUUAGGACAUGGCUUUCCGACGCAGUUAGAGAAGGGACCUUAAGCUUGAAAGCUUGGACUUGAGCCCUGCCCCUUCAGAGUGAUUUCCAGCCUCUGCUUGGAUGCCUCGGGGCCAAGAGCUCAUGCUCUGCCCCCACCUGGCAGACCCUGGCUCAGCCUGUGCUUGUUGCCUCAGUUUCCUUGUUGGCCGUCCACAGACCCCUCCCCCAACCCUGCUGAGGCCCCCCGCUGGCUGGGAUGAGGUCACCUCUGUUCCUUCCAGACUCCACACCCCUGCCCCAGUCACCUCCUCAAUGCUCCUCCUCCCCUUUACCUCUUGCAGAGAUUUUAAUUCGCUUUCCAAGGACAAUGUCUUCGAGAAUAACCGUUUGGCCUUUGAAGUGGCCGAGAAGGAGCUGGGGAUCCCCGCUCUCCUGGACCCCAAUGACAUGGUCUCCAUGAGUGUCCCCGACUGCCUCAGCAUCAUGACCUACGUGUCCCAGUAUUACAACCACUUCGCCAGCCCUGGCCAAGCUGGUGUCUCAUCGCCUAGAAAGGCCCAGGCACUCUCCUCUCCGCCAUUGGAAGCACCUACUCCCACAGAGCCAGGAGAAAGGGCUCAGGACGAGGAGCUGUCGUCCGGCAGUCUGUCGGAGCAGGGUGCCCAGCGGACCCCCAGCAGCACGUGCGCGGCCUGCCAGCAGCAUGUGCACCUGGUUCAGCGCUACCUGGCCGAGGGCAAGCUGUACCACCGCCACUGCUUCCGGUGUCGGCAGUGCUCCAGCACCCUGCUCCCUGGAGCUUACAGAAGUGGGCCUGAGGAAGGCACCUUCGUGUGCGCGGAGCACUGCGCCAGGCUGGGCCCAGGUGGGCGGUCGGGGGCCAAGCCCGGGCCCCCUCUGCAGCCAAAGCAGCAGCAACUUGCAGAAGAAGUCAAGGAUGUGGACGGAGGCGGUGUGGGUGCUAGUGCACCCGCAGGGGCUGAGGUGGAUGUCCCCAAGGCCAGCCCCGAGGCCCGGCCCCAGAUCCCCACCAAACCCUGGCUUCCAAGCAAACCACAGGAGCUGGGCAGCUCCCCGGCCGGCCACCCCACGCCUGCCCCGAGGAAGGCCCCUGAGAGCCCAGCCCUGACACCCCCCACGCCCCGGCCCCGGUCCAGUCUGCAGCACGAGAACUCGGCGGAGCAGGGUGGCAGCAGUGGCCUAGUAAAUGGAAGGCUGCACGAACCCCCCGUCCCCAAGCCGAGAGGGACGCCCAAGCUGUCAGAGAGGACACCAGCCCCCAGGAAAGACCCCCCAUGGAUCACCCUGGUGCAGGCAGAGCCAAAGAAGAAGCCAGCCCCCCUCCCGCCGAGCAGCAGCCCCGGACCUCCAAGCCGGGACAGCAGGCAGGUGGAGAAUGGCGGCGCGGAGGAGGCAGCCCAGCAGAGCCAGGUGACAGCUGGCCCGGAGCCCAAGCCCUACAACCCCUUUGAAGAGGAGGAGGAGGACGAGCCCCGAGCUGCACCCAGCCUGGCCGCUGGCCCUGCCCUAGCUCCCUCGGUGGAGUCCGCGCCCAAGUCCCUGCACCCCUGGUAUGGCAUCACCCCCACCAGCAGCCCCAAGACGAAGAAGCGCCCUGCCCCCCGCGCGCCCAGCGCGUCCCCACUCGCUCUGCACACCUCCCGCCUGUCGCACUCAGAGCCGCCCUCCGCGACCCCGUCACCAGCCCUCAGUGUGGAGAGCCUGUCCUCCGAGAGCUCCAGCCAGACCCCCUCUGGGGAGCUUCUAGAACCACCCGUUGUGCCCAAGAGCUCCUCGGAGCCUGCGGUCCAUGCCCCUGGCACCCCUGGGACCUCUGCCAGCCUCUCUGCCGACUCCUCCUUGUCCUCCUCUGGGGAGCUGGUGCAGCCCAGCGCAGACCAGAUACCUCAGGCCAGCCCUGGCCUUGCCCCCGGUACCAGGGGCAGCCCGAGUCCCCAGCCAGCCAAGCCCUGCAGUGGCGCUGCCCCCACCCCUCACUUACUGGUUGGAGACAAGAGCCCUGUGCCUUCCCCCGGAAGCUCGUCCCCGCAGCUCCAAGUAAAGUCUUCCUGCAAGGAGAACCCUUUUAACCGGAAGGCAUCACCCACAGCAUCCCCAACCACGAAGAAGACCACCAAGGGAUCCAAGCCAGCCAGGCCACCUGCCCCAGGACACGGCUUCCCGCUUAUCAAACGCAAGGUCCAGGCUGACCAGUACAUCCCCGAGGAGGACAUCUACGGAGAGAUGGACACAAUUGAGCGCCAGCUGGAUGCCCUGGAACACCGUGGAGUCCUGCUGGAGGAGAAGCUUCGUGGCGGAGUGAACGAGGGCCGUGAGGACGACAUGCUAGUGGACUGGUUCAAGCUCAUCCACGAGAAGCAUCUGCUGGUGCGGCGGGAGUCCGAGCUCAUCUAUGUUUUCAAGCAGCAGAACCUGGAGCAACGCCAGGCGGAUGUGGAGUACGAGCUCCGCUGUCUCCUCAACAAGCCAGAAAAGGACUGGACAGAGGAGGACCGGGGCCGAGAGAAGGUGCUGAUGCAGGAGCUCAUGACCCUGAUCGAGCAGCGCAACGCCAUCGUCAACUGCCUGGAUGAGGACCGGCAGAGGGAGGAGGAGGAAGACAAGAUGUUGGAAGCCAUGAUCAGGAGGAAAGAGUUCCAGAAGGAGGCUGAACCCGAGGGCAAGAAGAAGGGGAAGUUCAAGACCAUGAAGGUGCUGAAGCUGCUAGGAAACAAGCGGGACACCAAGAGCAAGUCCCCGGGGGACAAGAGCUAACAGCGAGGGUGGCCAGCUGGGACUCCCACCCCUCCUGGCGUACGCAGCCCCCUGGCUGUGCUCCGCUGUGGGGGGGCACGCUGCUUCCCAUCGGGAUCAGUCCCGGGGAAAGAUGACGUCAGGGCAGGGGGCCUCUGGGUGACAGCCUCUCCCUCCUCAGGGUCCUCUGGCUGAUCUGGGCCAAAGAAUUUUCUUCCCUUUUCUCGGGGCCGCGGGCAGCUGUGGCUCAGCCCUGCCCGGUCUGGUUCUGAGGACUCCAGAGGCUGUGACUGAACCAAGGAGCAAGCAGGGCGCUGGGUCCAGGGAGCGGUGGGGGCUCAGCACACCUGCCUGGCGUCCCAGCCACUGCCUGCCGUGACGGGCAGCUCCUGGGUCUCUCUUCCCUUCUGUACCAUGUCCGGAUGGGAUUCUUAGCUGUCAGAGUUCUGACCUGAAGGCCCUUACACCCAUGCGGUCGGCCCGUGGUGGACCUCUGGCCCGGGAUCUCCUGCCCUCAGGGCUCUGCUGCUCUUGGCAGGCUGGCAAGCCUGGCUUGGCUGCCCUGGUUUCUUCCUGCCCCAGCCCUGGCUCUGAGUCCCCGUUGUGCUUUCCAGCGCAGGUGGCCCUGAAUCUGUUUCUCCUCACUCAGGAGCUCUAUUUAUGAAGUCUAAUUAGGUUUGAACUCGUUACUGUGUCCUCAGACAUGAAUGGGCCUGGCAGACAAAUCCCGCCCUCUGUCCCUCAAAGCUCUAGGAGGUGCUUGUCUCGCCUCCCCUUGUUCCAUCGGAAACCUCACCCCCAGAAAUCGGGGCCAGGUGGCUGUGCUGGGCUGGGUGGGUGCCCUAGAGCUGAGUCCCCAGGGAGGGCCUCUGGGAGACGGGCCCCAGGGGCAGUUCUGGUCCGCGAGCAUCAGCGGAGGGAGCUGUGCUUCACGGAGGUGCUAAUCUCGGGUUCCUUAACACAUUGUAGUCUGACCCCUCAUUUAGACUUGCCCCCGCCACCCCAGGGCUGGGGCCAUGAUGGUGGGCCCAUUCCUGGGUGUGGUCAUCACCAGUCUGUCUUCUCACACUUGACUGUUGUCCGCGCUCUCCCGAAUUGUUCCCCCGAAGGACUGACGGCCACUUACCCCACCGUGAUGGCCAUGGGACAGGAGGAGCCAAUGGGGACAAUUGUCUUUUCCCCAGGGAAUGUGUCCAGCAGCCGUCGUCGUCAUGCAAAGCACUGUUGCUAUAAGCUAUCUGUGGGGUGCUCGAGGGCCCCCUCCCUCAGCACACCUCUGGGGAAAGUACGCACUGUAUUCACUUGCGAGGGUUUUCCUCACCAACAAUAAAUGGAGACAACCUCAGUUGCCAGUGCCCCCGAGCCUUGGGCGCGUUGCCCUCAGCCGGGUCUGCCUUCUUCGCUGCUGCCGCUGUGCCCCAUGGCCGGGCAUCUCUGGUUGCCCGGGAGGGGAAAGUGGGGCUGUCCACGGCAAGGGGCGUUGGCCCUCGGGGCCUGCCAGUGGGCAAGACUCUUCCUCUGCAGAGAGAGGCGGCCUGUGCAGCCCCUGGUGUUCUCCUUGCAAACAUCUCUUGACCUGGAGCUGGUCACCAACUCUAAAGGCUUUCGGGGGCCCGGCAGGUCACACACCUGACCAGGCAGGGUGUAACCUGAGGGCUGGCUCUGGCAGGCUGUCAGGGUGUCCGGAGACUCAGGUAGCGGGGACGGAGGUGAACAGGGGUGUCUAUGCCCCAACUAAAGGGGGAAGUUCUUCCUUACUUAAGUCAACUGUAGCCUGUGGGAAUGCAGCCCCAUGUGGCCAGACCUUCCAUUUUUCAAAAGAAGCUAGAAAUGCAGAUUUUGUGUGUGUGUGUGUGUGUGUGUGUGUGUAUGUGUGUGUGUCUGUGUGUCUGUGUGUGAUUUGUAAAUGCUGGCAACUAAUCUGAAUUUAAAUCAAGGGUAGGCUGUGUUGUCAUGGGUGGGCCAAAGGCGUCCUGGGGUUCUCUGGUUUGCCGCCUUGGGGCUACGUGAGGGGGCCUUUGAAGUGGAGGACAGCUGUCCUUAUGGUAUACCCUCUGCCCUCGGGUUCUGAAGGGUAUGUGGACACAGGCUUCCCAUGGAAAUGUUCCUGAACCAGCCCUUCGUCUGGCCCCUUCCACUUAUGUUUGAGGCUGUGGGGCCGUGUUUGUUCUGUAGCCUAAAACACGGGUCUUGUGGCCUGUAGGAUUAUACGAAUCCCUCCAGGUGGGAGUGUUGGUUGAAUUUUCCAAACUAUUUUGAUGUAUGGGGACAGGAAAGUGACAGAGUCCUGGAGGUUGUCAGAAGACAUGGGGACUUGCAUGGACUGUGUGCAGAGGCAGCGGCUCAGGGGGUCUGAGGCCGCCUCCAUAGCCCUGAGGCUGCCUCCAUAGCCCUGAGGCUGGGCCUCGCCCGUGAGCAGUCGGAGCUGAGGCCGUGAUUCUGCUCGGGCUGCCAGCACACACCAAAGCUAAGCCCUUUUGGUCUAGCUCUCUCCCACCCUUGUUUCUGUGGGCUGUGGGGUUCGUGGAAAGCCCGAGAACUAACUUCUAACCCCGAGUAUGCUACUUGCCAGUUGAACGACCUUGGUGACAGUGUCUUGGGGAGCCUUAGAUUUCACACAGGGAGAGCGAACCGUCAUCGCGGGGUUUUAUCGAGAACAAACCGAGUGAAAAUCAGCACCUGACGCGGUGCCCGGCCAUGGGGUGUUCAAGAGGUGUUGGCUCUCAUUUCCACUUGAGAUAUGCAAACAGCUAAAAAGCAUCUGUGCUUGAAAAAUUCUAACUCCUUGAACAAAUAAGCCUAUCCUUGUGAAAACAAAACGGUGCAUGUAAUGACCUACGUUAAAUGUGUCUUACCAGCCAAUUAAUCAUAGUGGUUAAACGUUUGCCUAAGGCUGUAAGAAGUCAAACAAGUAGGUCUUAAGGCAGGAAGGAAGGAAUUGUAUUCAUUCCAAAGUUCUGAAAACUCAAUGUGUAGGACACACAGUGGGUGUUGGGGGGGAGGAAGAGGCCUGUUGGAUGCCCUCAGACACACGCCCAGGAUGGUGAGAUGGGGCCUUGCCUUCACUGUGUAUGGGCUCUUUCCCUGAGAAAAGACUCGAAGUUAUUUGUGUGUGUGAUUGUGUGUGUGUGUGUGUGGUGUGUGCAUGCAUGUGUCUGUCUGUGACUGGGGGUCUCGGCAGCUCAGCUGACUCAGGCUCCCUGGGCAGAGUCUUGAGGAGAACCUGCUCAUUCUCUGAGAUUGGCCUAUUUUCUAGGGUGCCGUGUGUGCCCAGGAUCCCCUAGGCCAGGGCAGUGCUGCGCAGCCAUUUGAUGUGACUGAAGGCCAGGGUAGGUGGGCUGACCAGGGGGUGACUCUGCUUGGCCAGGGGGUGGGCUCCAGUGGUCCAGGAUGGGCUACUUUGUCUCUCGCUCUGGAGACAGGUCAAGGGGUGGCAAGAGCCUUCCUAAGGUCCUCACUCUUCUUGUGGUCAAUGGCUUCCAUUUCCCGUAGUUUCUGCAAAGGGCAUCAGGAAAAGCUGGGUGUCAGGGUGGGCUUGAGGAGCCGCUGCUGAUGUGAGGCUAGGGAGGACUCCCAGACCGGGGCCAGACCUGGGCCGCAGCUGCGGUGUCCACACACGUGUCCCGCUGCACACUCAUGGCGGGCCCUCCCCCACCCCUCCCUGUGGCUUCUCCUACCUGGGAGAUCUCAGCAAGGAUGAGCCCUUGGUACUGUCUGCGCUGUCCCAGCGCCUCCAUAUCAGCCAGGAAUUCCUUCCUCUCCUGGAUUUCCUUUACCACUAGAUGGGGGAGAAGGGCCGUCUUUGUAUGGGGCAGUAGGGGGCCAGCAGGCUCCUGGGGGGGUGGCCGGGGGCAAGAGGUUGCCUCUCUCAGGGAGAGGAAGCAGUUCUGUGGUCAGACAGCGUUUCUCACUUUGACCACAGAUUAUGGGCCCCUCCACACCCCUCACCCCAGCAUAAGUGGCCCAUCCGUGGCUUACAUUCUUCAAAGCGGUCCAGCUCGGGGGCUGAGGCCUCCUGUUGCACUGGAGGGGGCUUUCUUUUCCGUUCCUCUGAGUCCUUCCCAGUGGCAAAAAUAUUUUGGAGUCUUCGCUUCUCUUUCUCCAGAUCUCCUGUAGGGCCCGGAAAUGGCCUCAUUAAGGCAGGCAGGGCACCCCAUUCAUGACAUGCUUGUUCCAGGGUCCCUGGGUGACAUGGAGGGGUCUUCUGCAAACCGGGCAUCUUCUGCCCUGGGAGCCCCUGAGCUUGUGUCAAGACAGGCAGGAAGGGGAAGGGCUGGAGAACGAAUGUCAGAACGCAUGCACUGCUCUGGUGCAGAGUGAGACUAAGAAAACCCUGACUGUCACGAUGGCAGCCUGGGUAUAGAGGCUGUGGGAGCUGUCGGCAGUCCGGGCCAAGAGCUACAUCGGACGCCAAGUAGGAAGGGGGACAAAGGCUCUGUGGAGUAGGCUGGCGUGCAGAGGAGUUCUGGAUUGGAGCUACUGUGUGACCUUAAGAGAGCAGUGGCCGUGACACCUGACAGCCAAACGUUCCUCAGGGACUGGUGGACUCGAGUUAAUCAUUACAGAGUUCUAAAAAAAAAAAGGAUACCUAACUGGUUUCCCCUGUACCCUGAACACUCCAAACUAACAAGCACAUUAGUAUAAACAGCACAAGAAUUUGAUUAGACACCCGCUCACCUGCCCUGUGGUCGGCUUGCUGCGCACCUCCCACCCCGGCCCAUUUGGGGAAGGAGGUGGAAGAGGGGCUCUCGAGGCCCUCUCACUUACGGGUGGCUUGAGGCUUGAAUGGUUCCCGGCUGUAGGCCCCGUUGGCUUGGCACAAGCUGGCAGGCCGCAGGUGGGGCCGGGCCGCCAGGAUGGGAGGCAGGUAGAUGGCUGCGGCUGGCUGUUUGGAAGGCGACGCCCUCUGGCUGGAUGUUGGGCUGCACUGUAGGGGCAGAGUGUUUCCUCCUGGGGAAGGAAGGUUCCAGUGCCGGGGGCGGGAGGGAUCCACCUCUAUUGUGUUCUGUUUUGUUUCGUUAAUUUAUAAAAGUGAUACCGCCUGUUACAACAAGUCAAUGAGUAUAGAAGUCUUCCCUUAUGCCUUCCAGUCCCCCACCCAACCCCACAACAAGCGAUUGUUAGAAUUUGGUGAUCUUGUUCCAGACUUUCUGAUGUUAAUACAAACACGUAUAUGACCUUCGUGUUUCAAACACUGGAUCAUAUAUAUUCAGUAAUAGACUCUUCGCUUAACACGUUACCAUGGACAACCUUCCAGAUCACUCCAUUUAUAUAUAACUUAUUUUUUAUAGCUAUAUACUAGUUCUUAGAAUGGAUACCUUAUUUAUUUUAUCCAACUAGUCUUCUAAUUUCAGAAAUUCAGGCUGUUCCCCCUUUUUUUUACUACUUCAAACAAUGCUGCAAUAAACAUUCUUGUGCGUCAAG